Spodoptera litura is the source of this 2082-nucleotide messenger RNA. Lineage: Eukaryota; Metazoa; Arthropoda; Insecta; Lepidoptera; Noctuidae. The record is from RefSeq and is a predicted model, not a curated record.
AUGGUGCUAGCGCCCGGGAGGUCGCACCAGGCGGCGGCCGACUUAAUGGCGACAGCGGUUGCGACAGUUGUUAGGAAAAUCCGGCAAUUGGGACUCGAGGUGGCGCUCCACAUGUCCGAGGCUAUGUGUUUUCAAGGCCGUGGGAACGCGCCACCUCCGGAGCCUGGUAAGGACAUUUUUCAAGGGCGCAGUUUUGAAAGCUCGCACCAAGCGCCUAGAAGGCUAAUUACGGCACUGCUGUGGAGUUACCACCAACAACCCGCGCGUCUGGAAAUGCAUCAAAUCAAGAAUAACCCCAUAAGUGAACGUGAGCACAUGAUCAACGAAGCGAUGGUGCGACAAAAUAAACAUGUGUUUUUCGCUGAUCGAUUGCGAGAGUCCGUCUACGAACACGUCACAUAUAAUAGCAAAGGCAAACAACAGCCGUUGUUAGCUCCGAGACUUUUUGUUAUAUAUGACAACGUGGAAGCCAGUGAACCAGGAGAUACUUCCGAUUAUAGCGCAGUUCUUGAUGCACCUUUCUACAAGUUAAGGAUUGAGGAUGGAAUAGAUCCAGAUCCAAGAAAUAAUAACAGGUACCAAUGGCCUGACAAAGAGAAGGUGACCAAAGCUAUAGGAUUUGGAUGUUUAUUGGUACCAAUAGGGCAAAGAAUUAAAAGAGGUCUAAAUCCUAAUCAACCUUUGCAAUGGAAAUUAAUAUUUCCUGCAGUAGAACGCUACCUAGAAAGUUGUCUAGCACAUUCUCACAUUCGUUGCUAUCUAUUUACUUUGGCGUUGCACAAGGCUUUUAUGGAAAACGAAACUGCUAAAAUUGGUUUAGAUGCAAGUCAUAUUAAAAAUCAUCUGUUUUGGAAAUGUGAAGACAAUUAUGCAAGGUGGCCAGAAGAUCAACUUGGUACAGUUUUGUUGGAAUUCCUAAAAGAUUUAUACAGGAAUUUAUCCAAAACAAUAAUGCCAAAUUAUUUUAUAGACAGCUGUAAUGAAAUUGCAAGUAUACCGGAUCCCUUGUUACGUGAACAACAAAACAGCUUAGCAAAGAUCAUCGAGUCUCCUGUGCUGCAUAUGCUACACGCACUUAAUAAAAUAAAAUACACUAAGAGAGAAUUCUAUCCAAAAUUUCAAUGUAAAAAACUCUUUCAAAUACUAACUUGCAAGGAUCCUUUGCGUCUGAUUAAUCCAAAUCUACCUAAAGUUGUUACUCCCUCUAAGUAUGAAGAUAGUUCAGAGAGCGAAACUGAAAAUGGAUUUUGGGAGGCAGCCAAAGCUAAUGACAGAGAUUAUAAACGGCGUAAAGCGGCGCAUAAAAAGGCUGAAGAAAAGAAAAAACCCAAGGUGCCAAUAAGAGAACAAAAAGACGCAUGGAAACAGUAUACAAUACCACAAAAUAUGGAUCCGAUACGACGACGUCUUGUUCUCGAAUUCUUCAUUCCUCACUUUAUCGCAAUGGCUCGGUCCAGUGAAAAGUUCGAAGCAAUAAGGCAAGCACUAAUAUAUUUGGAACACGCGCAAAGACUCUGCAUAUUGCUAUCGGAAGAACCGGGAAGUGAUUCGACAGCCAAGGAAUAUCUGAGAGUCAUUAGAGAAAAAUUGGUUGACUGUCAAAGAAAACUGGUACAGCAAAGCUAUUUACCUCAGAAGCCUGAAAUUAAUCGUAAUCGUAAACCACAACGACACCGCAAGCAGCGACCAAAGUUUGAAGACAUCCCAGAUUCUUCUGCUGAUAGUCCUGGUAUCCCAGCAUUUACUUUUGUCGAUGUGCACGUUGAAAAUUCAACAUACGAUCACAUGAAAUUAAAUGUAUUUACCAAUGGCGAGGAAUCUAAGUUAUAGACAUACAAUUUAAAGAAAUAAUGACGUAGUUUCUGUAACUAUCAAUACUAUCUCAGAUUCUUUUCUUUACUGAAAAAAGUCAAAAGAAGAAAUAAUACAACUGAAAUAAGAUUUCGAAGAAUUGAUGGAAAAUGUUUUCUAAAUUGUUAUGUGACUCUCGGAAUUAGCUGUAGGUACUUUCUUAAUUAAUUAAUAUGUAUAUGGAAUACGUAUAAUAUAAACACCUCUGUCUGCCCAUUCGAGGAAUAAAAG